AUGUGCUUCAAAGCCUGUAACAAUAUUUUGAAGUGUCUUUUUUUUCUUUUCUUUCUGUUUGUGUCUUUGGCUUUCAUGUGCUUCAAAGCCUGUAACAAUAUUUUGAAGUGUCUUUUGGUUUUCUUUCUGUUUGGCUACCAUGUUCUUCAAAGCCUCUUGUCAAUAUUUUGUGUCUUUUUUUCUUUCUGUUUGGCUACCAUGUGCUUCAAAGCCUGUAACAAUAUUUUGAAGUGUCUUUUGGUUUCUUUCUGUUUGGCUACCAUGUGCUUCAAAGCCUGUAACAAUAUUUUGAAGUGUCUUUUGGUUUUCUUUCUGUUUGGCUACCCAUGUGCUUCAAAGCCUGUAACAAUAUUUUUAAACUUGUCUUUUGGUUUUCUUUCUGUUUGGCUACCAUGUGCUUCAAAGCCUGUAACAAUAUUUUUAAAGUCUUUGUCUUUUGGUUUUCAAAAGCCUUUCUGUUUGGUUUUCUUUCUGUUUGGCUACCAUGUGCUUCAAAGCCUUGUCUUUUUGGUUUUCUUUCUGUUUGGCUACCAUGUGCUUAAAGCCUGUAACAAUAUUUUGAAGUGUCUUUUGGUUUUCUUUCUUUGGCUACCAUGUGCUUCAAUGACUGUAACAAUAAAGUGUCUUUUGGUAAACAAUAUUUUGCCUGUAACAAUAUUUUGGUGUCUUUUUUUCUUUCUGUUUGGCUACCAUGUGCUUCAAAGCCUUGUCUUUUUUUCUUUCUGUUUGGCUACCAUGUGCUUCAAAGCCUGUAACAAUAUUUUGAAGUGUCUUUUGGUUUUCUUUUUGUGCUUCAAAGCCUGUAACAAUAUUUUUAGUGUCUUUUGGUUUUUUUCUUUCUGUUUGGCUACCAUGUGCUUCAAAGCCUUGUCUUUUGGUUUUCUUUCUGUUUGGCUACCAUGUGCUUCAAAGCCUGUAACAAUAUUUUUUAAGUGUCUUUUGGUUUUUCUUUCUGUUUACUUACCAUGUGCCAAAGCCUGCUUAACAAUAAGUUUUCUUUCUUUGGCUACCAUGUGCUUCAAAAGCCUUCUUUUUCUUUUCUGUUUGGCUACCAUGUGCUUCAAAGCCUGUAACAAUAUUUUAAAUGUCUUUUUUUCUUUCUGUUUUGGCUACCAUGUGUUUCAAGCCUGUAACAAUAUUUCUUUAAAGCCUGUCUUCAAAGCCUGUAACAAUAUUUUGAAGUGUCUUUGGUUUUCUUUCUGUUUGGCUGCCAUGUGCUUCAAAGCCUUUUUCUUUCUGUUUGGCUACCACCUUUUAAAGUGUCUUUUGGUUUCUUUCUGUUUGUGUUUUCAAAGCCUUUUUCUUUCUGUUGGCUACCAUGUGCUUCAAAAAGCCUGUAACAAUAUUUUAAAAGUGUCUUUGGUUUUCUUUCUGUUUGGCUACCAUAUUGCUUCAAAGCCUGUAACAAUAUUUUUAAGUGUCUUUUUUUCUUUCUGUUUAGCUACCAUGUGCUUUAAAGCCUGUAACAAUAUUUUGAAGUGUCUUUUUGGUUUUUCUUUUCUGUUUGGCUGCCAUAUGCUUCCAAGCCUGUAA
This is a messenger RNA of Acanthosepion pharaonis, 1533 nucleotides long. NCBI's taxonomy places the organism in Eukaryota, Metazoa, Mollusca, Cephalopoda, Sepiida, Sepiidae. The record is from the annotation of a GenBank genome assembly.